AGAGGGUGAGAGCUGAGAUGAGUUCUUCUUCUUCUUCUUCGCCUCAUCGUUCUCACGGUGGCAAUAGCAGUAGUGCUGAGGAGAGACCGAGGUUCUUUGACUCAAAGGCGAAGGGCAAGUGCUGGGCAAACGCAGAGACGGUACCGGGAAGACACCCAGAGAGGUGGCGCAAGGACGCCGCCGGCAACAUUGUCUGCAAGCGCUUCUGCAACUGCCAGGGCUGCCUCUGCUUCGAGUACGACCACAUCGUCCCCUUCUCCAAAGGUGGUGAAUCCACGGCUGAGAAUUGUCAGAUACUUCAAACAAGGGUGAACAGAUAUAAAUCUGACAAAGACAAUGUGGAUCAAACUCAAUUGAAAGGUUACUCUUGUGAUGUCAAGUUUACUGAUAAGGAGCUUGAUAUAGUUGAAAUGGCUGUUUACGGCGAUGUGAUCCGACCAGGAAACCAAUGCCGUUGCAGAACUGUUGCUGAAAUGCUUGGCCAAUACAAAUCAAAGAACCACAUGGCUGCCUGCAAGUUGCCCUAUAACGAUGAAUCUUUAUAGCAAACAUCAACAAAAUCAGGUGAUGGGACUCUAAAAAAUAAUGUACAAGGGGUUUAUCUGCUGGAUAUUGCUUUCACAACCCCUACACAGAUCACAUGACAUAGACAUAUUGUUGAUUAAAACUGGACCUUUUGUGCCAUAUGGCCCAUUGACUGAGCAUUCACAAUUAGAUUCCUGCAGAAGGGAGGGUGUCUGCUGUCCUUUGAUUCCCUGCAUGACCUUUUUCUUUU
Molecule: messenger RNA, 775 nt
Organism: Corylus avellana
Lineage: Eukaryota; Viridiplantae; Streptophyta; Magnoliopsida; Fagales; Betulaceae
Product: HNH endonuclease domain-containing protein
Molecular function (GO): endonuclease activity; zinc ion binding; nucleic acid binding
Source: RefSeq, a predicted model, not a curated record